ACUUUUACAACGCUGCCAAAAUUUAAAUUUAAUUUUCAAUAGUGGCAUUUUACGUUUGUUUGCUUCAACCAAAUUGAAACUAAUAUCUGAAAUUAAAAUGCGUCUGCCUAGUUUCCAAGGACAGGAUGUGCGAGAUCGCUCCACGCGUCUCAAUCAGGAGCUUCUGUCUUCGUUGGAGAAGGUCAAGUUGUCUCAGGACAAGACCGGUUGGUAUCGUGGAUUAUCCCAGAUUCAAAUGAAGGCGGCCCAAUCGGUGUCCGAAUGUCUGAGGGACGAUAUAGACCAAAAUACGGCCUCGAGUGUCACCAAGGUAUUGAAACGAAUGGGAUUCAACCCAAUACCCGCAUGGGAUACACUGCGCCUACUAAUACAACUCAGUCAGGGCAAUGACCUCGCCUUUCUCUGGUUCCUCAUGGAAUUGUGCUACAAGUCACCCAAUCACGGCAGUUCAUACAAUAUAAAUGAGCAGAUCAUAAUGUCGUCCAUCUUCUGGCUGGACCUUAAUCCAACUCUCAAAGAGCUUGAUCGUUGGUUACCAUUGCCGCAUGCCUCUCAGGCGGAUCGGGACAAAGCCGAGGCCAUCAGACAACGAAGACUAAGGAUAAAAAGGGAAAGGAAGGAGGAGCGCCAGAGGGAGCUUGCUAAAAGGGCCAAGCAUCAGGGACCCUUGGCUAUGUACUUUCAAGAACAAGAACCCAAUCUGGGCAACAGGAUGAGGAAUUCUUCAAGCCUGCUUUCCGGUCAUCCGAGUCGUCCAGCCUUUCUCUUCCAACUGAAGGACUCCAAGCCGAUCCCUUCCUCUUCCAUGCAUUCUCGAUGGUUUGGCAGCUAUACCUUGAGCACGGCCAAACGGGUAGUCAGGUCCAUUGUCACCGAGGAGAUCAACAGCAUCUUCAAGUCAUUCGAGGCCGCUUCACUGCCUCCCGCCGAUGUAGAGUCCUUGUGUACCCAUCAUCAGAAAAUCCGGGAGAUGGAAAAAUCCCUAAAAAUUAAACUUGAUCUGCUAAAGAAGAAAAGGUGCGAAGAGCUUCUCAUGUCCAAGAAUGGUGCGGAGCAGCGGAGGCGAAAACUAGUUAUUCAGGAGCUGGAGGAGAUGAGUGCCGCCUACUUAAAGCGUUUCCGAGAUUUGGCAGCCAGAUCACGACUGGCUACUACUCGAAAGCACCUCUUUGCCGGCGGCAAUUAUUUUCCAAAAGGAUACCCAUUUCUUAUCCCGGAAACCUACAAAUGUGAUCAAAUGAGGGACGAGAAGUGUAUGGGAGAGGUUGAAACGGACCCAAUAACUCUUCCACUUAGAAGGAGAAGUAGGAGGCGUUCCAGCAACAGAAACCGGUCCAAAGGUGGAGCAGAACGAAAGGUCAGAUCCAGAUCUAGAUCCAGAUCCAGAUCAAACAGCAGCUCCAAAUCCAAGUCGAGAUCCAAAUCGAUAUCCAGGUCUAGUUCCAAAUCCAGAGGACAUUCACGUAAAACGAUACCACCUCCUAAAUUAAAAUCAGAUUUCAGGGACAUAAUGGUCAAGUUGCUGAAGGGUGACAGACCCGUUGUACCAAAUUGUCCAGAUUUCCAGCUCGAGCCUCCAGAGUGCGCCAAGUGUCACACUUACGAUCCCGAUUUUGAUGCCCUAGAAUCCAAAUCCAGGACUAUGAAAGAUCGUCGUCCCAGCAGUUUAAUGCAGUUCCUGCAUUUGUGCGGCAGUGUCGAGGAUGUGGGGAGAGAUCAUGGUUCCAACUGGAAUCAAGAUCCCUCCUUACAUCCUGGUCACGAUCGCAAGCUUGUAGAGCUGGGGCCUCCGGGCAGCAAUACGGUGAAGUUCAACUACCGUGACUUGUUUGGCUCGCUGUAUAGGACUCGCUCCGAUGAGGAGCGAAUGAGGCUAAAAGAGGCCUUUGUGAAGGCCAUCGACGAUGAUGUCCAGUACCUAAGUGCCGCCUUGAGUGGCGAGGAGAUGGAGGGUUCCAUAGACACACUGGUGGAUAAGGCUGCAAAAAGGGUCUUUGCGGAGGAUGUAAAGACCUUCCACAAGGAGCUUAAAAAGAUGCAGCAAAGAAAGGCGGCUGAGAAAGCCGCUCGAGGCAGUCACCGCUUGCACUUUGGCCAGGAGUUCUAUGAUUCCGACAACCUUCCCUUGAUGAAGGAGAUGCUGCGCUUGGGUCUGCGGCAAGUGGCCAAGGACAAGCGAUAUGUCUUGCCCACUCUACCCAAUGUCCAUGCGGCGCCGUAUCUCAUCGAGUGGAUCUGUCAACGAUAUGGAAAACGUUACUCGCGAAGAGAACGCUAUGAGAGCUUCCGUGAGAGCAAGGUAAUAAUAGACAAAAUGAUGGCUUUGAUGCGGGGAACCUAGCUCGAGUCCCACGAAUCGAUGCCGAUGCCAGCCUCCGAAAUCCUGAGAAGUUUCAGAACGCGGUCCAGUGCCUAAGGAAGCGGCAGACAAAGCGCUUUGCAGAUUCAUUAAUGGAGGUGUGCCGUGUCUUCUACUUGGCUAUGAGGCCGCAGAUGUGUACCCCGGGGAUGAGGGCCACCUUUUACACCUACAUGCCUGCCCACUACAAUGAUAUGGGCUUCUCCGCUCAGCCUGUACACCUGACCACUUCUCGUUAACCAACUGGCAUUCCUCAACAUAAACCACG
Drosophila serrata is the source of this 2627-nucleotide messenger RNA. RefSeq lists its product as uncharacterized. The record is from RefSeq and is a predicted model, not a curated record. NCBI's taxonomy places the organism in Eukaryota, Metazoa, Arthropoda, Insecta, Diptera, Drosophilidae.